AUGAUUGUUGAAAAAAAUGGAAAAAUAAAUAAAGUAGAAAAAUGUAUUAGUGAUGAUAAAGUACCAACUAAAAUUGACAACACGAACAAGAUACCUACCAAUAAAAAGCUUAAAGACGAAUGUAAAAUCUGGAUGAAAAAGGUGGACAAAUUGAGGAACAUGGUUAGUAAAUUAAAUAGAUUUAAAAUGGACAAAAGAGGGGCAUUCAGUUAUUACCAAGAAUCUGUCAACUUGAAUCAUACUUGUAACUUUUGGAUGGAAAAAGUAGAUGAAUUUAAAAAGAUUAUCAAGAAUGACAUAAGUGAAAUAAAAAAAAAGGACACAUACCUAAAUGAUUACAGAAAACUUCGAUCACCUGCUGAGUUGCAAGAUUUUGAUAAACCAGCACACUCUAAUGAAAUGUUCAAUCCUGGAGGAAAAUCAAAUAAAUUUG
Molecule: messenger RNA, 433 nt
Organism: Dentiscutata heterogama
Lineage: Eukaryota; Fungi; Glomeromycota; Glomeromycetes; Diversisporales; Gigasporaceae
Source: the annotation of a GenBank genome assembly